AAGAUGUUUUUGCAACGUUUUGUCAAAGUGAAAGUAUAAAAGGCGAUUUAGAUAGCGUCAAGCCAACAACAUCUACACAAGAUUGGCUUGCUUUUGUUUAAUUUAGGAGGCCAUUGAGCGUUGAACAGAUGUGUAAAAAGUUCGACAAAAUUUAGUAGCCUACUAUCCAAUCUAUUGUAAGUAUCAGUAUAAUCUUUCUCAGAUUAUUUAUAGAAGAAAGAAACAGAAAGAAGUAGGCUAGAUCGAAAUGGCUACGAGCUCUUCUCGUCCCGAGGAGGACUGCCUAUGCCCCGUGUGCUGUGACUUCUACAGCGAUCCCAUCAUUCUACUGUGUGGUCACAGCUUCUGCAAAAACUGCAUUCAGGAAUGGUGGACACAGAAAGGAAGCAAGACGUGUCCUGUCUGCAAGGAGAUGUUUUCCUUGGAUCGACCGCCGCGUAAUCUCGCGCUAAAGAACGUGACUGAGUCGUUCAAGAAAGAGGCGUCACGUCAGACGGCGGAGGACCUGUGUGACACCCACGGGGAGAGGCUCAAGUUGUUCUGCAUAAACCACCAGAAGCCUAUCUGUGUGAUUUGCCGGGACGCGAAGGACCACAAGAAACACCAAUGUGUACCCAUCAAUGAAGCAGCGGCAGACCGCAAAAAAGAACUGAGGAUUGCACUGAUGCACUUGAGAACCAAAUUGAGCAAAUUUGAAGAAGAGAAACUUACAUGUAACAAAAUGUGCACCCACAUUCAGAAACAGGCAAAGCAGACAGAAGAGAAUAUUAAAGGAGAAUUCCAGAAACUUUACCAGUUUCUGCGUGCAGAGGAGGCUGCUCGCAUCAAUGGACUAAGGAAAGAGGCGGCAAAGAAGAGUCAGGCCAUGCAGAUCAGAGGCAUCAAUUUGAUUGCUGAGACUUCCUCUCUUUCCAAAACCAUGAAAGCUGCAGAGACAGACCUGGAGGCUGCAGACCUCUCCUUCAUGCUUAACUACGACGCAAUCAAAAAGAGGACCCAGUGUACCCUGCCAGACCCUGAGACUCCAUCAGGGGCCCUCAUCGAUGAGGCCAAACACAGAGGGAACCUGCUCUUCCACGUCUGGAAGAAUAUGAAGAGCAUAAUUCAAUACACACCUUUCUGUUUGGAUCCCAACACUGCAAAAUCCAACAUGAUUGUGUCUGAGGAUUUGAUGAGUUUGACAAUAAACAACGAAAGUCCAGAAGUCCCUUCAAACCCAGAGCGAUGCUUUGGGCAUGCUCAUGUCCUUGGCUCCACUGGGAUUAGCUCUGGGAUACAUUUCUGGGAUGUACAGUUAGGGGAUAAUUGCGAAGUUGGGGUUAUAACAAAAACUAAAGAGGAGACCCGGGCUAGUCUCUUCGUCCACGACAGUCUCGUUGUAGGUCAGCAUAGUCCAGAAAAUGAAGACUAUCCGAUUGCAGUUGAUCACUUUCCUAAAAACAUCAGAGUACAGUUUGAACAUGACAAAGGAACGCUGUUGUUUUAUGACCUUGACACAAAAAAAGACCUCCCUACAAUUACACACAAGUUCACAGGAGUCUAUUUCCCAUUUUUCCGUGGUGAUGUUAAACUUAUCCCACAGUGCUCCCCAUUAGUGGCCCAGUGUACCCUGCCAGACCCUGAGACUCCAUCAGGGGCCCUCAUCGAUGAGGCCAAACACAGAGGGAACCUGCUCUUCCACUUUGAAAUGGGUAAGAGCUCUUCUCGUCCCGAGGAGGACAAUCGACCGCCAUGUGUUGUUGAGCUGAAGAACGUGACUGAGUCGCUCAAGGAAGAGGCGUCGUGCCAGACGGCGGAGGACCUGUGUGAAACCCACGGGGAGAGGCUGAUGUUGUUUUGCGUGGACCACCAGAAGCCUAUCUGUGUGAUUUGCAGGGAAGCAAAGGAUCACAAGAAACACCAAUGUGUACCCAUCAAUGAAGCAGCGGCAGACAGCAAAAAAGAACUGAAGAUUGCACUGAUGCAUUUGAGAAUCAAAUGGAGCAAAUUUUACGAAGAGAAACUGACAUGUGAAGAAAUGUACAGCCAUAUUCAGAAACAGGCAGAGCAGACAGAAGAGAAUAUUAAAGGAGAAUUCCAGAAACUUUACCAGUUUCUGCGUGCAGAGGAGGCUGCUCGCAUCGAUGGACUAAGGAAAGAGGCGGAAAAGAAGUGUCAGGCCAUGCAGAUCAGACGCGCCAAUCUGAUUGCUGAGGCUUCCUCUAUUUCCAAAACCGUGAAAGCUGCAGAGAAGGACCUGGAGGCUGCAGACCUCUCAUUCAUGAUUAACUACGACUCAAUCAAAAAGAGGGCCCAGUGUACCCUGCCAGACCCUGAGACUCCAUCAGGGGCCCUCAUCGAUGAGGCCAAACACAGAGGGAACCUGCUCUUCCACGUCUGGAAGAAGAUGAAGAGCAUCAUUCAAUACACACCUUUCUGUUUGGAUCCAAACACUGCCCACAGGAUUGUGUCAAAGGAUUUGAUGAGUUUGACGAUAAACUUCGGAAGUCGAGUAGUCCCUUCAAACCCAGAGAGACGUAUGCAGGUUGAUGUCCUUGGCUCCACUGGGAUUAGCUCAGGGAUACACUCCUGGGAUGUACAGUUAGGGGAUAGUUGGCAAAUUGGGGUUACGACAAAAGAUAACGAUGAGACACAGGCUGGUUUCUUCACCUGCAGUACCUUAAUGGUGAAUGUACACUAGGACGUUCCGGUUAUGGCCCUUUAAUAAGAGCCGAGUACUUUCCUAAGAAGAUCAGAGUACAAUUUGAACAGGACAAAGGAAAGUUGUUGUUUUAUGAUCUUGAUUUGAAAAAAUAGAUAAGUACAAUUACACGCAAGUUCACAGGAGUCUAUUUCCCAUUUUUCAGUGGUAAUGUUAAACUUAUCCCACAAUGCCUCCCAUUGGUGUAGCCUUAUGGUAAUAGACACGUAAAGGAGGAAACAUGACCUUUCUAAUUGGUUUUCUACCAUUAACCUACUGAUUCACUACAGACAGGAAUACAUUUGUGUUUAUUGGCUCCACAUCACAAAUUAUCGUAUUCUUCUUGUUUAAAUAAUUUUAAGUUUUAGAUUGAUGGUAUUAAUACCAUAUUUGUAAAUCAUAAUUGAGAAUGUAUUGCAAAAUGUAAACCCUGACAAUCUUUUGAUUUUACUGAUUUUACUUCACUGUAUAUGUACAAGGCUUACAUGUAUAUGUUUAGAAAUAAUGCAGCAAGUCAAUGUACUCUCCGGGUACAAAGAGUGAUGGUUAGUUCCCAUAACAUGCCUGUCCUCAAACCUAAAUGACAGAAUAGGUUGUUUGUAUAGGACAUCUAAAAAGACCCAGAAGAACGUUUAAACCCCCUAUCGACUGUUCGUAGAAACAGCAAUAAUGUAUAGUAUGUAUACUGUACCAUAUGUCAAGGUUCUUUCUUGCCAAACAAAAUGGAUGACAUUGUUUUUUUUGACAGUGGGAAAUACAACAUUUUAAGUUCUUUCAGCAAUCAAAUGCGUUUUGAUAACAUUUCUAGUGAUAAAUGCAUGUUUUAUUUCGUAAUCUUGAGUCAGUGAAUGUAUA
Gadus chalcogrammus (walleye pollock) is the source of this 3535-nucleotide messenger RNA. RefSeq names its product E3 ubiquitin-protein ligase TRIM35-like. NCBI's taxonomy places the organism in Eukaryota, Metazoa, Chordata, Actinopteri, Gadiformes, Gadidae. The transcript is spliced from 13 exons. Bases 248 to 2680 code for a protein of 810 amino acids. The record is from RefSeq and is a predicted model, not a curated record. Gene Ontology annotation, molecular function: zinc ion binding.